AUGAACGCUAGUAGAAGUUCAUCGGAGCAACGUACACGCUAUACAUGCGGAGAUAAAAUUCACAUUGAGCAUGUCUCCGCCCUUGGAGAAGAUAAUCUACCAUCAAAAACAGAGCAUGUACAACUAGUGUAUGAACUGCGAAACAAGCCUAACUUAUACCCAACCAUUACUCAGAAGUUUGAAGGCGAACUUUACCAUAACCUUAGCUGUACUGCCUUUGGUACUUAUAGGGAUGGUUUAUCAUGGCUCUAUUUGGCUGUAUUUCUGUCCACGCAAUCGCAGUGCGAGAGGCACGAUGCAAAUAAAUCACCACAGCUAGAAAGAGCACACUAAAAUGAGUAAAAGUGCAAUGUUUGGUUGCAAAAUGUUGUGAAAUGCGAAAUGUUGUGAAAUGCGAAAUGCACAAUGUUGUGAAAUAUAGCCUUGCAAAGUUUGAAAAUUUUGUAUACUUUUGUAUUGCGUGCGGAAAUUGCUACCAUUUUCGGCCCUAAUGUGGUAGCAAUUUCCGCACGCAAUAUAAAAGUGUACAAAUUUUGCAAACUUUGCAAGGCUGUAUUUUCCGCAUUUUACAACAUUUCGCAACCAAACUUUGCAGUUUUUACUCAUUUUAAUGCUCUUUCUAGCUGUGGUGAUUUAUUUGCAUCUCCUUGCCUAGAUUUAAAAUUAGUCUAUAAUGGGAAUUGUCGACUAUUGGUGCAGUCUUGUGCUUCACUUACAUACAUUUACGCCCGUAUUCUAAAAGAUCACUCACACUCAAUGAGUGAAUGAGUGCAAGUUCAAUCUGAGCUUCUCUUGAGUGUCAUAUUACUGUUUUUGAAUAGCUGAAGGGCUAAUGUCAUACCUCACUGUGACUAUUAACCCUCCAGCUAUUCAAAAACAGCACUGACACUCAAGAGAAGCUCAGAUUGAACCUCCACUCAUUGAGUGUGAGUGAGCUUUUAGAAUACGGGCGUUAGUUUAAGAAUAAGCUGUAUUGCAUUACAGUACCUGUUCAACAUAGCAUUAACAUUUUGCGUAAAGUAGAACUGCACGCUUAACUUUUUAGCUACUUCAUGAACAACUAGAAGAGGAGAAAAGACCUUGGUAGACGCUGGUCACGUGAUCUGCUAAAAUCUAACAGAUUUCUAAUUAACUAUCUUGGGUUCCUUUACGACAAUCAUAUACAAGAUGCAAAUUAUAAAUUAAACUAUAAAAAUCAUCCAAAUAUCGAAUAUUUAUUGACCAGCGUCUACCAGGGUCUUUUCUCCCCUCGCCAACAGGAAAGAUCUUUGGUACGAGGUUGAUACAUUCUAACUACUAAUUCAUGUAUUUUAAUAACUGCUUUUCUGUUUUUCUUUAUUCAAUCCCUCGGAAAUUGAACAAUGUUGAAAUUGGAAACGUUGUACAAAAUAAUAAUAUUAUAUUAUGGGCUACAAAAUAGUAGGAGAUGAAACGUUUUAUAAAAGUCUACUGAGUACUGAUAUUAUUCGCUUUAACUAAGCGCGAAACCUUAAACUCUAUAAGCGUGAUAAGUGCAAUGGGAACACUCUCCAUCGUAAAUCUUGUCUGUAUGCACAAGGAAAACACUAUGUGUUCCCAUAGUCCUUUUCGCGCUUAGAGUUUAAAGGACAUUGGCAAUAAAAAAUUAGUUUAGUUCAUUUGAAAGAACUCUUAAAACUAUAUAUUAAACUCUAUUACAGAUUGUUUAUAUCUUGCUUAGUUUUCAAAAUAUUUCGACUUGAAAAAGUGGGCUGUUCGCCAUCUUGGAUUAUUGAGGAUAUGCAUGUUACGUCAAGAGAGGGGUGACGCUAAUUUUUUAUCUUGAGAGUAAGCGAUCAAUAUGGGUCCAAAACUUCGUUUCUGGUUGCUGUCAGAAAUUUAAAAUGAUUAAAAACAUUUCAAACAAUUUUGGAUUGUUAUUCGGUCACUUUCGAGAAGUUUUAUAUGGUUAACCCAACUCCUGACGUCAUCAAAACCAUAGUUGAUGAGGUAAAGAAUUUUUCCAUGAUGGCGGAAAGCUCAUUAACUUCGGUCUAAAUAUUUCGAGAACUAAGCAAGAUAUGACAAAUCGGUAAUAGAGUUUAAUAUAUAAUUUUAAGAGUUCUUUUGAAUGAGACACACGAAUUUUUUAUUGCCAAUGUCCUUUAAGGUUUACGCCUGUAUUCUAAAAGCUCACUCACACUCAAUGGGUGGAAUCUGAGCUUCUCUCGUGUGUCGUUGCUGUUUUUGAAUAGCUGGAGGGUGAGUGCCGUACCUUACUAUGUGACUACUCGCCCUCCCGCUAUUCAAAAACAGCAUUGACACUCAAGAGAAGCUCAGAUUGAACCUCCACUCAUUGAGCAUGAGUGAGCUUUUAGAAUACGGGCGUUAGAGUUUUAAAGGACAACCUGUAUAUAGCCAUAAUUUUGUUCUUUAAAUCGAGACCAAAAUACGAAAUUUCGGCAUACUCCUGCAUGGCAGCUUCGUGUUACUGGAACUGACGUCCAAUAGCUCCAUCUUGCCUUCAGUUUUUGGACUCGAGUUCUCAGUUAGGAUGGUUGCAUGUCUCUAUGUAACAAUUAGAUUGCGAGCUUGAGAUUUCUACGCGGUCAUAGUUGAUGAGGGCGAAGCCCGAAUCAACUAUCACCUCGUAGAAAUCGAAAGCGAGUAAUCCAAUUGUUUUAGUAGAAUCUCAAGUAAAGAAUCAAGUUCGUCCUCAGAAACCUCAGAAAAACGUGAGCCGGAAGCCAUUUUCUUUUUAAUGAAUUGUUUUGCUACUCGCUAUCUAUCGAGGAAUAGAUAGCGAGUAGAGUAGCCAAUCAAGUUACAUCAUUUGCAGUAGUAUACUAGAAUGAAUAAAACAAAAGUUAUUCCGAAUAAGGAGUGCAUAAUAUUAACACACAAUUUAUAAAAACUGUAUAUUUCUAAUCUAAAUCUGAUUCAUCUUCAGCAGUGUUUUCCAAGAUAUGUCUUAUAUGGACAUAUCUUGGACAUAUCUUGCAAAACACUGCUGAAGAUGAAUCAGAUUUAGAUUCGAAAUAUACAGUUUUUAUAAAUUGCGUGUUAAAAUUAUACACUCCUUAUUCGGAAUAACUUUUGUUUUAUUUUUGCUGAAAUUAUCAGCCGGAAAUGGAUUCUGGAAAAAUAUACCAGUACGAUUCAACAAAACUAUAAUUAACGUGAUGUGUCUGAUAAGAUAACGAAAUGUCAUAGUUGCAUGUAUAACGAAGUUUCCCUCAGUUAGCUUUAACCCUCGUACGUUUUCGUAAUAUUUACAGUUACUGUAGCUCUUUGGGGUUAAACUAUUCUAGUCCUGUUGGGUGGGAAAGGGCUGAUGAAAACGAUGUGCAACAGUUAUCGUUUCAUUUAACUGGUUGCAAAAUGUAUAGCACCGUCAUGAGCAUUGCUGGAGAAGGCCAUUUUUUCACUAUCAAAGUUUCUGUGAUCACAGUAGGAAUUUUGCAUAGAGGUAUAUACAUUAUAAGUUUUGAAGAAUUUGUAAGAAAUCUUCGAGGCAACUGACUCGGUGUUAAACAGUGAGUCAGUUCCCUGAAAGAUAUAUUACAAAUCCUUCCUGUGCAAGAAUUGACCUAUGCAAGAAUUUAUGCCCGGCGCACACGAGAGCAAUUUGCUGAGCUAACCGCCUCGCGAAGCGGUUAGCUCAGCAAGUAGCUCUCGUGUGCGGAUAGUUUUCGUGAGGAUUUGACCUCUCGAGGCCUUGAGGAAAAUAUCUAUCGUGUUUGAUAUUUUUCGCCUCGCGAGGAAAAAAUCUCAGCGUCUGCGGAUGUUGUGAGCUAAGUGCUGAGCUAUUUGAAUGAAUUAGCCAAUGACAAACCAUGGUUUCUUCAUGUGACUUGGAACAAAAUGGAGGAAAAUGCAAAUGAUUUUGUCAAUUAUGUUGUUGUUGAGUAGUUCUCCCAACGUGUGCGGUGAAAAUACAUAGCUGAGCUAGCUGCCUCGCGAGGCGGUUAGCUCAGCAAAUUGCUCUCGUGUGCGGCGGGCUUUACCUAUGCAAAAUUCCUAUACUGUGAUCGCGGAAACUGUAAUAAUGUAUACCGGCCUUUAGUGAUGUACUGUACUAACAUCGAUAAAGAUAUUUAUUAUUGAGAGGAGUACAAUUAUUUCAUUAAUUGUACUGCAUUACAAUUAAUGAUUUUCCAAAAACAAACAAACAAAAUGGCGGAAAGGUAUUUAAACACAAACGAAAUUGCCCUAGAGGAACUUAAAGCAGAAGAACUAAAUGAAAAUACGAAAAAUUAAAGCACCAAAUUUUGGUUGAAAAUCUGGCAGGACUGAACUUUGGCGAGAGAAUAUGAUGUUGACAUUGAGAAUUAUCCAAUCUUGUCGUGCUAAUAAUAAACAAGUAAUCAUGCGUUGUUGCUCGUACAAUUAGGGAUUAAUAGUACUCGUGAUGUUUGGAAAUUUGCCAAAUUGGACUCGCCCCGGCGGCUCGUCCAAUUUUGGCAAAAUUUCCAAACAUCACUCGUACUAUUAAUCCCCAAUUGUACUCGCCAUCGCAUGAUUACCUAUACCAAUAAAGGUAAACUCAAAGUGUGAAGCAAAGUAAUAGAUAAGUGUUCUUUGUUUCGUAUAGAGCAUUUCCAAUCGCACGAGCUCUGGACACUGGCGCUGAUAUUGUGAUUACGGGUCGAUGUGUUGACAGUGCAUUAGCCUUAGGACCUCUCGUGCAUACGGUAGGUAGUACAAUAACUAACUGCUGGCUUUUACAAUUUUUAGAAAACAACCGACGAAGCCUUUGUAAAAAGUCUUCAUUCUUAAUUUUUUUUCUGUUAAAUUUAUUUAUUUAAUUCGCCUUGUACAUAUUACCAUAGUGGCAGGAAAUCCGCAACAGCGAUAAUUUCCAAUUACUGCGUGCCCGAAUAGAUAAAUUACAAGAAUACACAUAUUAAACAACAAAGAACAGUAAUAACAAUUCCUACAUACUAGAGCAUAAUAAUGACGUUGUAAGACUACGAACAGAAUUGCUCUUAGGACAUAUAGUUUUAUAACAACGAGGAUCCUCAACAUCGUAACAUGAGUACAAAGAGGAAACAUUGCCGACUUAAAUGAAGAAAGAUCCGUAUUCAAAUUAAGUUCAUCAACGAGAUGGUUCCAAAUUCGAGUUGCCCGAAUGGCCGAAUCAUGAAAAAUCUUUCGUAUGUUACUGUUUUGCAUUUCGGCACGACGAACUUGGAACUGUUAUUUGCGGAGGAUCUGGUGGAUCUGGAAGUGCGGAUAGUUGCAUGUAGGGAUGCUUGAAUGAUUACUAGUUUGUGAGUUAUUUUAUAAAAGAGCACCAUGUCUAGCAGAUCGGUAAGAGGCCUAAGGUUUGAAGUCUGGUGGUAUAGUCAGUAGAGGAGAAAAAUGGAAGACUGAGGAUGUAUUGUUUGCUCUUCUCUGUGUUCGUUCAAGGUGGCGUAUUAGUUCGAUGGAUUGUGGUGCCCAUAUUUGGGUAGCAUACCCCAGGUGUGGCCGAACUAGCGCAAGGUAUAAUGUGCAUCUCACUUCCUGGUUGUGGAUAUACAUUUUGGAUCUUCUGAUGUAACCCAAUAGUUGAUUUGAUUUGGCCGACUGCUCGUACACUUGUCUGUUCCAGGUUAAGUUUUUAUCCACAAAAAUGCCGAGAUCUCGUUCACAUUCAGUCUGUACUAAGUUUCCGUUGUUAAGUUUGUAAUUAAAUGUUAUUGGUGUAUCACAGUAUAGAUGUACAACAGUAUGGCCACUCAGUAUCAAAAAGUGUCCGCAUUGUUUACUGGCUGCCAACCUAAUUAACAUAUUGGCAGCCAGUAAACGGCAGCAGUUCUCUACAAAAUUGUAUUACAGAGUAAAUGGUUUUGACCGCGCAAGACGUCUGGAACCUAGCUUAAAAAAUUCCCACUUUUGUCUCCCCUGAAUGGCCUUACUGGCUGUCUCCCUAUACUGUGGUGUCAUCUUUCUUGUUAUACUUGACUUAAUGGUUGUUACGAAGACCAGGCUUUUAGACAGAUGUCAAAACUGGCCGCCAAAAAAAUAUUGUGUUGCCACAGAUUAUAUUUGCCACCGCAUUUAUCGUGUCAAUGUUCGAAAAUAUUUGGUUACAUAUAAUAUAUUUGGGACACGCUCUGGGAUUGUUAGGAUCUGACAGGGCGUGGAUCUGAUUACCUUUCUGCGCCCUACCAUCCCCUAGACAUGCCUUUUGACAAACAAGCUUUACUUGAAGUAUCUCGAAGUUGGAAGAACAAUACUUCAAUACUUAGAAUUUUUGGUUUACCUUUUUGUUUUCUAGUUUGAUUGGAAAGAAAAUAAUUUUGAUCUUCUUGCAUCUGGAAGGUAAUCAUUUGAUUUGCGCACGUAACUUAGAUAGGGAUGGUGAGGCAGACAGAACAUGUAUGGUAGGUUUACGACAAAUCUACACACUCACUCAGCUACCUACCACAUUGCAUUGAACCCUUCAUCAUGUCACGAGAGUUUUCAAGUUUUUUAAGAACGGUUUGCUUAUUAUUGCUAGCUUUUUUGGAAUUUAAUCGGUUUGACAAUGAUUUUGAAAUAAGAUCGAAAUAUCUAUCACCGCGUAUCUUGUAUUGUUGUAGAUUCCUCAAAACUUGCAAGCACAACAUGCUAUUGUCCGGUGUAUGUUUUAUAUUGUAUUAGCCUUUUCCCAAAAGAGAUCACAGUGCAUUCUGGGAUCGUUUGGAGGGACAAAAUAUAUGGUGACAGGCGUCAAAUAUGUGAAAGAGUGGAAGUACCUACUAUCAAAAUCAACUUUUCAGACGACCAAAAAUGAAAUAUCUCCUUUUUACAUUAAACGUUUAAUCUAAAUGUGUGUUGCCAUAUUUCUUCUCCCUCCAAACAUGGGAUUUGCGCGACUAGACCCAGGACUUUAGGAAAUGGCUAAUUGCAUUUAGUAUUGACAAUGUGUUCUCAUCUAAUAUUAACUGUAGUCUUGCUGGUCAUCUGAUUGAAUGUGGAGCUCAGUCAACAGGUGGAAUAUUAACAGAUUGGCAAACAUCACCAGAUUGGUAAGAUGAUGUGUUCAAUAUUUUUUAUGAUGUAAGUAAUCAGGUGCAUGUAGAUAAGUAUUUUUCCUGUCGGCAGAAUAUCGUAUAGUUUUCAGAGAACGUACGGUUCUGCAUAGUCUUCCAUUUCAACAUAUAACAAUUAGCAAAAUAAAUUUGAGAUUAUAUAUAUAUAUAUAUACUUACGCAGUGUGUUUAAAAAAAGGUAAUCGAACUUCAGCGCGCUAUUGUACGUGAAUUACUCGGCGUAUGAACAACAUUUUUUCAUAUUCGGAAAUAUCAGGAUUUUAUAGCUAUUGAAUGACAUGUUUUUCAUGCCAAGUGGAGAACAAAUAAGCAAGUACGAGUCCUAUAAAAAAUGUUAGUCAGAAUCGCAUAUGUGUAUAUAUAUAUAUAUAUAUAUAUAUAUAUAUAUAUAUAUAUAUAUAUAUAUAUAUAUAUAUAUAUAUAUAUAUAUAUAUAUAUAUAUAUAUAUAUAAUGUUGCAGAACGGAUUUGUAGAUGGAAAUUUCGAAUGGAAUUUUUAUACAUUUAUUAGACCUAACCAGGGGCAGUUGCAAAAAAAGCAACUUGCAUGUUGCAUCUCAAACACUGAAAAAAAAUCAUGAAAAAAAGAAAAAAAUCAUUGCAAAUCAUGAAAUGUAAAACAUUGUGUGUAUUGUGUCCUAUUCCAAUGCAAAAUGCAACAAUAUAGAACACAACAAUUUAUCAAAUAUAAAAGGCAAAUAAAGUAUUAAAAACUUUAUUAUGUAAUAUUUACAUUGAAUUUCGUGGUUGAAGUUGUAGAUUUAUACUUGGAAUUUUUGAACAAGAAAUGUUUCGCUUUAUUAUGUUGAAUUUUUACUUUGUUCGCCAUUCUUGCUUAUCUACAAAUAAAAAUAAUAUCCAUUUCUUCUUUUGCUCUUUUCUAAACAGCCCAGAAUUUGGUUGAAAAGGUAUUUUCAUGCAAAAACCCGCAUUUAACUUUCGUAAUCGUCGUAUACACUCCUUGUGAUAGCAGCCAUGUUGCCAAAAUAUCACCCGGUUAAUGGAUAACUUUCGGUACUUUCAUUGUAUUCGCAUUGACCAAUCAACUCACGUUCUGAGUUGGAUUCUUCCAGGGCUUCUGACGAGCAAUAAGCGCAGAAGCCCUGGGUACGAGGUUGGGGAAAACCUAGUGUGAUUCAAUCUCGUACCCACUCCCCAGACCCAGGUGAUGACGAGGAUAUUAGAACUGAAGUUGUCUUUUAAAAGCUCUCUAACCUCUUUCUGGGAUCAUUUUUCUUCCCGACCAUAAUAUGAUGAAUUCAUAAGUCGAAUUAUUUGGGGCUGUCACAGUGCUUAUAUUUCUUUCAGGGAUAACAUUGGUUUCCCAAUAGUUGAGUUUGCAAGCGAUGGUAAAUUUAUAGUUACUAAACCACCUAACACCGGUGGUAUAGUCACCACAAGUACAGUCGCUGAACAGGUACAUAUACUCGUGUUUCUAAAAUUGUAAUAGCAGUGCAUGUACGGAUUUUGAAUGAGAGUGAAAACGUCCACCGAUUUAAUAGGGAUUUUGGUGAAAACGUCCACUGACUGUCCCCUUGGCAACAGCUUUGAGCUGUGAAUUACGGUGAAAAAUACUUUAUUCAUGGGCGAAUUAUAAAAUCGUUCAGUUGUGGUUUCGCCUCGGGAAACAUGCAUUGUCGGUCUAGGGUCCACAACACAUACUGUGUCCCAAUGGUCCUAGUCAGUAAGUGGUAAUUGUUUAGGGGGAUUGUAGUUGAAAGUUACUGAGUUUUCUUAACCUCCGUUUCUGCAUGUUGUUUGGCUGUGCUUAUUGUGCCCAUGUUUUCGAUACCGUCAUAGAGUAAUAUAUGACCGCCUAUGCCAUAAAACCUUUCUCGUGCUUCAGCUGAAAUCAUAGUUUCGAAAAUAUCUGGCGGGAAUAUAAGUACAUCGUCUGCUAUACACAGGGAAAAACUUGAAUGUAAAAUCUCUUACCAUUAUUGGUUAUAUAGGUUAUUAUAGAUUUCCCAUAUUGUAAAUUAGUAAAAACCAUGUUGUUUAAUAUUUACCAGGAAAAUACCAUUAAUGGUAAGUAUUAAACAUGUUUUUUUUUUACCAAUUUACCAUAUGGGAAAUGUAUAAUAACCAAUACCGGUAAAAGUUCGGUUUUUACAUUGAUAGUAUACAUGGUAAAUCUUUAAUUUAAAAACCAUUCAAAACCCAUUAAUGGAAAUUAUUUGCUGUGAUAGAGCCUCGCUUUCAUGAUACAGAUGUUUAGAGCGUUUUAUACCUUUUUAUUGGUGACAUAUUUAAAACAUCUCACCAGUACAUUGUGUGAUUGAUUUUGUUUUCUUCAAAUUUUAGCUUGUGUACGAAAUAGGCGAUCCUGAAAACUACAUUCUUCCUGAUGUUAAUUGUGAUUUCUCCCAAGUCAAGAUAGAACCAAUUGUUGGCGGUGAAGGUAUAGAAACCAUAUUAUUAAGUAGUAAUAAUAUACAUGAUAGAAAUUAUACAGAACCAAUUUCACAACUAUACAGAACCAGUCACAUGCGAAAAAAAAUAUUCACUCAUUUGAAUGACGCAACAACUUAAUACAAUGUUUGUGAUGUUACUCUGAGUGUAUAUCCACACCAGGCGAGCUUGAGAAAUAUACCCGGCCACGGUGGGAAUCGAACCUACGACCUUUGGAAUGCUAGCCCAAUGCUCUGCCAACUGAACUACGCGGUCAGGACGGUUCGAUGGUUCGAGUAAGUGAUAUUUCGGAACAGAAUCUAGUUCCUUCGAUACCAAUGUAAUCUAUAGUAAUAUGAUUUUUUCUGUGUUGGUGUUGUGUACUCAGGUGAAUAUGAUGUUUGUGAUGUUACUCUGAGUGUAUAUCCACACCGGGCGAGCUUGAAAAAUAUGCCCGGCCACAGUGGGAAUCGAACCUACGACCUUUGGAAUACUAGCCCAACGCUCUGCCAACUGAGCUACGCGGUCAGGACGGUUCGAGUAAGUGAUAUUUCGGAACAGAAUCUAUAGUUCCUUCGAUACCAAUGUAAUCUAAUAAUAUGAUUUUUUCUGUGUUGGUGUUGUGUACUCAGGUGAAUAUGAUGUUUGUGAUGUUUGUGAUGUUACUCUGAGUGUAUAUCCACACCGGGCGAGCUUGAAAAAUAUGCCCGGCCACAGUGAGAAUCGAACCUACGACCUUUGGAAUACUAGCCCAACGCUCUGCCAACUGAGCUACGCGGUCAGGACGGUUCGAGUAUGUGAUAUUUCGGAACAGAAUCUUGUUCCUAUUCAUAUUCACCUGAGUACACAACACCAAUAAAGAAAAAAUCAUAUUACUAGAUUACAUUAGUAUCGAAGGAACUAGAUUCUGUUCCGAAAUAUCACUUACUCGAACCGUCCUGACCGCGUAGCUCAGUUGGCAGAGCAUUCGGCUAGUAUUCCAAAGGUAUUAGGUUCGAUUCCCACCGUGGCCGGACAUAUUUUUCAAGCUCGGUGUGUAUAUACACUCAGAGUAACAUCACAAGCAUCAUAUUCACCUGAGUACACAACACCAACACAGAAAAAUCAUAUUACUAGAUUACAUUGGUAUCGAAGGAACUAGAUUCUGUUCCGAAAUAUCACUUACUCGAACCGUCCUGGCCGCGUAGCUCAGUUGGCAGAGCAUUGGGCUAGUAUUCCAAAGGUCUUAGGUUCGAUUCCCACCGUGGCCGGGCAUAUUUUUCAAGCUCGCCCGGUGUGGAUAUACACUCAGAAUAACAUCACAAACAUCAUAUUCACCUGAGUACACAACACCAACACAGAAAAAAUCAUGUUACUAGAUUACAUUGGUAUCGAAUGAACUAGAUUCUGUUCCGAAAUAUCACUUACUCGAACCGUCCUGACCGCGUAGCUCAGUUGGCAGAGCUUUGGGCUAGUAUUCCAAAGGUCGUAGGUUCGAUUCCCACCGUGGCCGGGCAUAUUUUUCAAGCUCGCCUGGUGUGGAUAUACACUCAGAGUAUAACAUCACAAACAUCAUAUUCACCUGAGUACACAACACCAACACAGAAAAAAAACUUAAUACAAGUUUGCAACUGUCAGAAGUCAAAACUUGAAUCAACACAUCUUUUGUGUGGGACUUGCAAGAUAUUACUUUUUGGCACCGAAUUAAAUUUUUGGCACUAUUUUCCAAUAAUAAAAAUUGCACUACCGAUAUAUGGCCAAUCAGAAUAUCUCUUGUAUAUUAUUACAUCAAUUAUGAAAUUAUUGAAUUAUGGGUGAACAGCAACAGAACAUCAUUUAAAACCUAGUAAAGCUAACGGAACAGGAUUCGUAUACGUAUACCACAUACAAUUAUUACAACAAAAAACAACAUAACCCGCUAGUUUUCCACUAACUCAAUAAACAAUGUUUUUAUGUUGGUUUAAAUUUUAGAAGAUAAAAAUCAAGCAGUUGUCGUAACAGGCGCGAAAGGGAAGCCUCCUCCAAACACUUACAAGGUUUGUUAAUUUUUGUACUACUUCAUUGUACAUCUACUGACAAUAGAUCAGGCAUAAAUUUUGGUUUGUGAAAAUUGCAUUGUAUUGCAUUGCAUUGCAUUGCAAAGCAUUGUAUUGUGUUGCGUUGCAUUGUGUUGUGCUGUGUUGUGUUGUGUUGUGUUGUGUUGUGUUGUGUUGUGCUGUGUUGUGCUGUGUUGUGAUGCGUUGCGUUGUGAUGCGUUGCGUUGUGCUGUGCUGCGCUGUGUUGCGCUUCGCUGUGUUGUGCUGUGUUGUGAUGCGUUGCGUUGCGCUGCGCUGUGUUGCGCUGUGUUGCGCUUCGCUGUGUUGUGUUGUGUUGUGAUGCGUUGCGUUGCGCUGUGUUGCGCUGCGCUGUGUUGCGCUGUGUUGCUCUGUGUUGCGCUUCGCUGUGUUGUGUUGUGUUGUGAUGCGUUGCGCUGCGCUGUGUUGCGCUGCGCUGUGUUGCGCUGCGCUGUGUUGCGCUGUGUUGCGCUUCGCUGUGUUGCGUUUUGUGGUAUCAUAUCGUAUCAUGUCUGGUAUUGUAUUAUGAACGCACUGUAAUUUCUUCCAACUUAAAGCAGAAUUGUUGCAAGUUGUUCCAACAACUUGUUACCAUCGUCCUAUGUUUAAACAGUGCAAUUUGUGACAGGUUGCAAAGGUCUGUUCAAUAUUGUCCCAACACCAUCCAACAGUUUUCAAACAUCGUUCUUUACUCUUUCCAACUAUUUUAAAGCAAGGAUUUUCAAUUUCGAUAAAUCGUGUGAUCUUAUUCAACAGUUUUCAAACAUCGUUCUUUACUGUUUCCAACUAUUUUAAAGCAAGGAUUUUCAAUUUGGAUAAAUCGUCUGAUUGUAUCCAAAAGCAUAUGAAAAUAUAUGCAGUUAAAUUCUAUUAACCGUGGUUAAACUAAGUAUUUCAACACUGUUACAUGAUGUUUGGCAUUGUUGGGUCGAUUUGAACAGACCUUGCGUUAGAUAACAUAACAGCAUUGUUAUUAAUUAUUCACUGACCAGUAAGGGUGGGUUAAUUCCGGUUUUUUAACUCCGCACCACAGCUGGUUUGUAGGCUUGAAGUCCACCUCUGGCUCCCGUAGAUAAUGUAAACUGAAAAACGACAUGCGUGGAUUUGGAUAAACUGAAAAAUAAUCUGCCCUUUUAUCCAACCGCUUGGCCGUGAACGAAAACAAACACACUUUCGAAAUUUUGCCCGAUCCGCAUGGGGGUGGGGGUCCUCCGUUAAGUAACACUCGUUUUGGUGUAUUGUUAUUCUAUCGUUCUUUGUUUGUCGUACGUGUCGUUUAUUUGUCCUUGUGCUUUGUGAUUGUGCGAAUGACCAGAGGAGAUAGACAGAGUGGGAAAAUAUAUACAACUCCGCGACCUCUGACAACAAAAUGCCCGAGCUCCGGCCGCCGGUGCUCCGUCGCCCUUUCUUAUUCACCAGGGGCCGGUUGUAUAAAAAGGUGAUUAAAGUUAAUUAUAGUUAGUGGAAACGUCAUCCAAUAAGAAGCGCGUAUUUGAGAGUUAAUCACUAUUUAACUACAAAAUAGUGAUCAAAAAAGUUAUUAAGAGUUUUAUACAACCGGCCCCAGGUUGACAAGUCACAAGGUGUGAAAAUUUUACAUUUUGUUUCUCUCAGGUGAGUGCAACUUACUCUGAUGGUUUCAGGGCAACAGCUGUUUGCCCAGUUGGAGGACCCAAUGCGGCCGCAAAGGCAAGACGAGUUGCCGAGAGUAUUUUAAAAAGGUAAAGGUGGAUUGAAUAUUUUAUAAGUCAUUUAAGCUAAAUAUCCUAUAAUUUAAUAUAAUUUGACUUUUGUUUCAAAAUAUUAUGAAUCAUUAGCAUUGCAUACUUCGUGUAAAGGACUAAAGACCAUGUCAUUCAGGCGAUUUUUGUUGCAAUUUGCAACGCAACAUCUGGCACAGAGCCAUAUUUGUCUCUGAAAAUCUCUAUAUGGAAACGUUGGACUUUUUUGUUUAGAACUAGAAAAUUAUUUAAACUUCGUGGAUUUGAUGACUAUACGAGAACACACAUCCAGGUUAGUCAAAAUGCUGUUCAGUCUGCUCAGCUAUUAAUGCUGCUGGCCUAAUCUCGCUUAAUAUCAUGCCUAUAUAUAGUAUAGGGGCAGAUUGUACUUGCUAGAAUUGGGUUUUUUAUAAAUUAAAAUUCCUUUUUAUUAAUCGCAGGGUUUAAAAAAAUAACUGUGCUUUCACAUCUUUUCAGGCAUUUUUGGAAUGGUUAAAAAAUCAUCCGGUGGAUAGCGCUAUCUAUAUACAAUAUAGGUCAAUAUACACAAUCUGUGAGAUUUUAAUGAGUUUUAACAGUGGACAAAAUGUCAAAAGUAAUCAGCUAUUUCUCAAAAAAUUUUAACCAUUUUGAUUACAGAAUAUUAUUUUAUAAAACUGCAGAAAUUAUCGAAGGCAAACUGAAACGUUUUACAUUCAUAUUGAGCAUAUUUGGGGUAAAUACCAAUAAAAAUGAUCGUGUUUUGUGAUUGGCUGAUUUGGCUCAUGCACGAAACAAUAGUGAUCAGUGUUUAUGACUCGUUCUUUAGAAAGAUGAAUUCUAUAGUUCAUUGUCUUUUCCCUGAGCAUGCGCUGAGCGUGUCAAAGCCCUCCCUUCUUCACUUCAUUUUGUAAUUGCCCAAACGAAGUUAGGCAUCGUUUUGUAUACGCUACGUGAAUUUGUUUGUUUCUUAGGGACCGCUCAUUAUUUAUGGCUGGGGGUGGCACCGAAGAGAAAUGUUUUGGUAAACAUUUUGCCGAUCCAACCAUUAAAAAGUUUUAAAAAAGUUUAACUCAACCUCGAAUAUUAAUUUAAAAAUAUAUACCAUGCACCCCUGGCUAAAAACGUUACAAAAGGAUACAAUUCAGUUGUCACUUCUGUGACACGAGUUUGAUAACUGCUUGUGCAAUUUCUGCAGUCUAAAGUUUCAUGUUGUCUGCACAUGUACUUUCUUUGGAAACACCAUUUGCCUUCUGACAAAUCGGAAAGUGACUCUGAUUGAUUGAUUUACAUAUUUUAUUGAGAUAUGUCUGUUGACAUUUCUUUUUAGUCUUCAACAUUUGAGUGAGUCAUGCUUUGGAAAGACAAUAAAUUUUUAUUAUAUACUCAACCCUCGAGCAGUUUUUUUUUCAAUUACCCAACCUUUUACUCACCCAAAAUUUUGUUUACCCAAACCUUUUCUCUUCGGUGCCACCCUAGCUCUAUAAAUAAUGACCAUGACACUCUUACUUUGUUCGGAAUCAUAAGCCUUGAUAUUUAUUCAAAUAUUGUAUGUCUUUGUGCUUGUGGUGUACUUGUUUUCGGAUACUCAGGACAUCGCACUGUAGCACUAUGUCUGAUUCUUUCAACAAAUCACAUUUCAGUAAUCUUGUAAUGCAGAUUGGAAUAACGCUUGCAAAACUCCGUUGUAUAGGUUCUUGGUGCUGAAGAUACGUAUGGAGAUCAUGCGAGACGGACCUUUGUGGAAGUGAGUAGAGAUCUUAGAAUUUACCUCCAUUCUUUUAGGUGGGAAGAUGCAAUUAUGGUUUACUUGUGGGAGGUUAUACGUGUUAAUGUGCAGAUAUAUAUGGUGAAAAUUUCGUGGUUAAGCUAGAAAUAAUACUGUUCUAAGUAAUAUUUCAAAUCCGACUAUGAGGACUGGACUAGAUUUCAAGUCCGCGUAAUUUGAUCAAGGCCGAGGCGAAGCCGAGAACUGGAUCAAAAUGCGAGGACUUGGAAUCUAGAAAUGGCAUCUCAUACGAAUAAAUCACUACAUAAAGUGUGGUGAAUUAAUUUUGAUCCAGUUCAAAGACGGAAUUAAUUUUGAACCAUGAAUUAUUAAUGAGUUUGAGAUUUUCGGUUAACGUAAUAUUCCUGAUUAUAUUUCCUGGUUAUUUUAUCCCGCUUUCUACCAUAGUGUGGUUAAUGUAACCUGACAGGAAUAUCUGAUUAUAUAUUAGACCAGGACGCCCUUGUUAAAGUAACCAGACUAUAUGUUAGGUGCAUGAAUAUUCGAAAGUCAGCUUAAUCUUAGGUUAACGAAAAAUUCAAAGUUAUCUUCCGAACAGUUUGUUUAUAAACAUGGAAAUAUUUUUGCAGAAAUGUUCUCUGGAUCAAUAGAAGUAAUAACAAACCUAACGAGCAAAACAAUCAUUUUACCUCUAAAAAAGACUUUACACAAACGGCAUAUUUAAAGACCGCGCAUGUCAAGUCCGUAAUGUAAACAAAUCCUUUGUUUACAUUUUGAACUGCUAUAUUUGUAAAAUAAGACAUACUAACUGAAUAUCUAACAUCUUUCUGGUUCGCUAUUGUAAAUGAAUAUAAACUAGAGUACGUUUCAAUUCAAGAUGCAAAAUUUGGGCAAUGUUUAUAAACACCGCGGAAAAACGUCUGCGCAUGCGUCACCCUUACCUGUAAUAGUAUUGCGAACUUGAUGAGAAGCUGUUCCAAACGUUUCCGAAGGCUCAAAAUGGCGGUAAAAAGGAGUGACUUCAUUGUGUGUCUUUACAGCCAGAUUUCAAGCGCAAAAAUAAACAUGUCAUUCUAAAAACUAGAAAUAAAUACAGCCAGAAGGUUCAAGAAAUUGUAUUGUACAAGAACAUGGACUAAAGGUGAUUGUUGACAAAUUUAUCGUCUGAAACAUUUUGUUUAUCAACUAAGCUACGACAAUUUCCGAAUUUUCGUUUGAGAUACAUUUCUUUAAAAAAAACUGUGUCGCCAAAUAUAAAAAAUUUUCGUGUUCACAAUAAUUAAACUUUAGGAUUUAUUCUACAAUUUCAGUGGGUUAAGAAGCUUAACUUUUCGAGAGUUUUCUUAACUUUUUAGUUUGAAUUUUUGUUUUGAAUAAUUUUUCAAAAAUGUUCGAAGUCGUGUCCGUUAAAAUCAACAUUUUUUUGCACGAAUUAUAUUUCAUUCCAUACUUUAAAUGCCAGGACGCUUUCAAUUAAUGUCUAGUCUACCCAUUUGCUAUAUUUUCUCGUUUGUUUUACUAAUUUUUGACCAAUUAAUAAGCAUGUUUUUGUUUUAGAAAUUGAUAUUCAAAUUCCCCGCCAUAUUUUCAUAAUUUGGUGCAUGCGCAGACGUUUUUCCGCGGUGUUGUUUAUACCUGUGUGUCCCCCUUUGUUAUGAGCAGAACUGAUGCGCAGAACGGACUUGACAUGGUCUUUCAAAAAAAUUACCCAGUCAUACGUCAACCUAUAGAUAUCGAAAAAUUCGUCAAUGAUAUGGAACCAAAUGAUUUAACCAUAGAGACAGUUAGAAAAUAUUACAUAUCAUUCUGGAAACAACAAAUUAGUAGGCUAAUUCUACUAAAUUAUCAUUUUGUACAACAUUUAAAAACCGUUAUAAUUUAAAAGAAUACUUAAAGAUCAUAAAAGACUCCAACCAGAAAAGAAUGUUCUCAAAAUUUCGAAGUAGUAAUCACAAACUGGAAUCAAAUCGUUUUUCGGUCGGAAUUCAGGCAAUUUAUCCAUGAAUAUUUAUAGUUAAGCAAAUAGGAUUAUUUCUAGACUGACCAGGAAAAUUUUAGUGUUUUUAGAUUGUAAAAGUAUGAGCGAUGACAAUUUGGUCCAUUUUAUAGAUUAGUCAUUUUCAUUACUUGCCAGAAAAUUUGAGACAAACUAGCACGCAGUCUAUAUAGACCUCAGUUACUUAGUACAUAUUGUAUAACAUAUAUGCCCGUGUCGGCGUGUCUACGUGUAAUUUCUCUAGUGCGUAAUUUCUUUGCUGGAUAAAGUGUCCUACAAUUUCGGGAUAUAUUUCUUUCUGAAUAGGAUACAAGAGAAGGUGCCCUGUGGUUUGCUGUACAUCAUCAACAACUGAAAGCUCUGGGAAUAUUUUCAAUGGAAAUUGCUUCGGCUGGAACAGGAAUGGGUUUGUACAUUUUUUACGUCUUAUUUAAUGCACCCUAUGUACGGUAACAGACCUGCAUGGUCAACCCAAUUUUUUCAUCAGGUUUUUUAUGACCUGAUUUAAGAUUUGCCAUGCACGCGAGGACGCCAGAACGCAUGACAAUUUACCUGCAGGCCCUACAUGAGAAUAACACCCAAAUUCUUCACUAAAGGGACACAUUCCUGACAGGAAAGUCUAAAGAAAUGUACAGGUCCCAGCUAGUGAGGCGAUAAAUAACCCAUCAUGCACGCAAGACCGUUGAGGCCGGAGAGCGCUAUCAACUGUAUCGUGAUUUCUUCAAGCCUUCUAAAAUUGUCUGCUGAUUGCAAUGUAUAACGCAGAUUGAACUUUAGAAUUUAUAGAUUUAAGUUUCUUCAUAUUAGUUGUGAGGGCCAUAUCGGUAGCAUGAUAGCCUUGAAAGACUCGCUAUCCGCUGUAUCCUACAUAUAUCAAAUCUCUUUAGGCUACUUAUACUCAUGACAUACAUAACUAUAAUAACAGAUUUUCUUCCAACGUUAAAUUUUAUGUGAAACAUUCAUGUUUAAAUAAACUGAAUAACUCCUUUUCCAAAACUGGUCCAAGAAUAUGGAACAGUACUCCAUGUGACUUAUACGUAAUUUUCCAAAGAAUAAAUUUAAGAAAACAUUACAUUAAGUAUUAGUUUCUAUAUUUACAAAUGAGGAGGAUUAUGUUGAUAUCGCAACGUUAACAAAAAGAUUGAAAAAUAUAACAAUUAAGGAUAAAUUCGGCUAAACUCUUCUAAGGAUAAAUUAUUAUUAUUGCAUAUAUUUUGAAACUUUUGUGUAAUUUUGAUUUAUAACUCGUGGUCUUCCAGACAAAAUGGCUUUUGCUACCUGCGGACAACUGUCAAAUGUUUGUAAUUUUUUUGUUUUUGCUUAAAAAGAAUUGUUGUUGUUGUUGCUGUUGAUAGCGCUAUCCGGCCUUCGCGUACAACCAUGCCCCAGAAGAAUAUACUCAAAUGCAAUUGUGUAUAUUGUCGAAUAUGGCUGUGAAAUAUAUCCUAACAAAAAAGCUCUCUUGGAAGAUGUUAUGGUUUUGCAAUAAAAACAAUUUAGUAGGAAGCCACGCCCUGGUGUUAGUGGGUUUUUCUUCCAACUAUUUGAAAUGACACGUUGCAAAAUUUAUGCAAUGUUAUGUUAAUUUCAGCCAUUUUUAAACAUUUUAUUUGUAAUUCUGUAGCACCUGGGCUAACCGGUAUUGUUGGAGGAAGGCCAAAACCGUAAGUUAUAAUUGCGCUUCUUAAAAUGCUUCGGAACUAAGUAGAAAGUGAAUUACCCUUAUUUAAAUAGGCUCAGAUUGCAAAAGAACUCGUAAUUUUUUUACAAGUCCAUAUGACUAUUAUAAUCGGCAUUUUGUAUAAGGUUUGUCAGUAACAGUUGACAGUAACAAUUGAUAAAUGCAUCAUAUAUAUGAUAAAUGCAUGUGGCAAAUCCAAUGAAAUUGACCCGUAGGCAACCGCACUGAUUCCAGAGAGGAAAGUGGAUUUAUUAUACCUAAUCGUUGCCUUCAUUGGUAUUGUGAAAUUAAAAGCAACUGGUGAAUGAAUAGUAAGAUUUUUAUUCCUGUGCUCGGCCACUGAGGGUUAGUCUGUGAGACAAGAAAACCUGAGAACCCGGAAAAGCCCUCGGAACAUAAACGAGAAAGAACAACUCUGCCUACAUGUAUUUCCAAUCACAUCAAGUAUUCUGAACCUCGACCUAUACCAGUGGCGUAACCGUACCUUCUGAGGCCCCCCGUCAAAUUUUUAAGUGGGGCCCUAUUUUUUUCAAAAAAAUUAAAAAGAAAAUUUUUUUUCGAACCAUACUCCUUAAAAAAAAGGUGUUAAGAAAAUAUUCCGGUCUAUGACAAGUAAAAAAAAGUCACAAAUUUCACAAUUUCACUAAUCCUGCUUUUGGGGGCCACCCGUUUCAAAUUAUCUGACCCUCUAUAACUGAGGCUAGGGACAAUUUUCCCAAUGUACUAGCAAAAUUUUGUAUGGUAAUUUUUGCCGGGGGCCCCCAGGCGUGGGGCAUCUCUGGACAUCCAAACACCCUCCAGUUACGCCACUGACUUGUGCAGUAUAUAGCAGGUUUAACUGAGUGAUAUAGGCAGUGCGCUUAAACAAGAACAAUUAUCACAUGGAAUCACAUUCCAUUUAAUCCCUCUUCGCAACCUAGCAUUCCAAGUUUGAAGUCAAUUGUUAUACUUUCGAUCAAGUCGUUCACAGUUUAAUUAACUUACUAAUUAGUACCACGUGUUUUAUUUUGUUACUCUUGUUGUUCUCAUUAUUGUUGUUGAAAUUGUUUUUGUUUGUGUUUUUUCUUAUCAAUUACUUUUAAAUAACAGUAUAUUUUGUUUCGUAGCAUAGUAUGUACAUAAUGAUAUGUAUAUGUUAAUUAGUUAACUCCUCCUGGUAUUUAGAAGUAAUUCAUUAAAGCAUCAAAAAACCGCGUAUUCAACUUAUAGCAAAGCUUUGCCCAGUUUUAAAGUUUGUCCAAAGUAAUAUAAACAUUGGAAGUAAGUUCAACGUGGCGAAGCUGCUGAUGUUGGUCGGCGUAAUAAACUUUCCUCAUUUGAAAUUUUAGGACACCAGUUUUGAAACUUUUUUCCUUCUUGUAUCCAAAAGAAGAAGUGACGUUACAGUUACAUGUUAAUGAAGAAUUAAUUGAGACGUUACCAAAACCCUUGGUUAACGAACAGCCAACAGAAAAUCAAAAGACAGAAUCUUUCACGCAGGGUAGUUAUUUGAGUGAUUCUUUAUAAGAUUUAGACCGUAGCUCGUGUAUUAACCCUCGUCUUCUCCGAUAAUUCCUCUUUUUAGAGAAAGACAUUUGACACACCCCUAAUUGUCGAAAAGAUUUUGUACGAAUAGGAAGUUCAAAUCAUGGAGCGAUAUAAAUAUUCUGUUCAGAUCAUGGAGCGAUAUAAAUAUAAAUUGGAGCGAUAUUAAUAUAAUCAUGGAGCAAUAUUAAUAUCCUGUUCAAAUCAUGGAGCGAUAUAAAUAAUAUAAAGGGAAACGCAUUUGCAAAUCUUCUUUUCCGAAAGCACUACACUUAAUGGUGUGAUCUUUGAAAGCCCCCGCUCAAGUGUUGGAAUAAAACAACAUCUAAAAUUUUCUUUUUUGUUAACUGUAUAGUAGACAGUUAGUGAAUUAGUAAUUUUGUUUUAAUUAAGGAAAUCUCUUUUCAGAUCUUCCACAAGGAGCUUGCACAUUUCCUCUCAGUGCUUUAGCUCAUACUCGUAGUGGUGAUAAAGGAAACAGCGUUAAUAUAGGUACGUUCAAACAUUGUUAACUACUACUAUACGUUAGUUAGAUUUUUAGCAUACUGUACAAGCUGGGCAGUCGACGCCCUAGUCCCUUGCAGUGGUGGGUCCAGCAAGGUUUUUUUAGGGUCACAAGAUUAAUGUCGAAGAUUGUAGCAUCCAACUUGUUUUUAAUCAGAAUUUACAAGUUGCUAUUUCAGUCAGAAUGCAAUUUGUUAGCAAUUUUAUAGGGUUUUUUUUAUACAAAUCGUCCUUGUAACAUAUUUCAUCUUUAUUUUCCCAUUGUAGGAGUCAUAGCCCGCCAUCCGUCAUAUUUACCAUUUAUUCGUGCUGCUCUAACUCCUGAAGCUGUACAAGAAUACUUUAAGCACUUAUUUGAAGAGUCUGACAUGAAAACGUGCCAAGUUUACAGGUGUGAUUUUCAAUUCAUUAAUCUGACGAGGAUUGGCGUAGUUUUGAGGUCUACAGGAGGAGUGAUUUCUGUUUAAAAGUUUAUACACAUGAGUAGACCCGUUUUCUUUGCUAAUUCCUUGACUGUACCCAUGCAUGCUAGCCUGCUCGCAGCCCCCACCUGAAAAUCUGAAACGGAAAAUUAGGGUUUCCGAUUUUCCUUACUUUUCUCAAUGUCACAAACCCUGCAUUUGUAUAUUUGCCGGGAAAGCGGAGUAUCCACCUGGCCAGCAAGACUUUGUGGCCUCCCUUUCUUUCUUCCUCCCUCAUGUUUUGGCCUUGUCAUAUUUGUAACUUUGUACUACUUAUCAGUUCUUUAAUUUAAAUCUUUUGUUUUGUUUAUCAACUUCGACGUGCGCCCAGAGUUUGUAUAGGUCAGCGGCAAUGAUGACAUUACUUGAUGUAAUAUUCAGAUAAAGUUCAUAAGUAGAUAAUAAUGGUUUUCUCUUGUUUCUAUCCACCGAACUGACUUUACGCAAUUACGCGUGAAGUAAAUUCUUCCAAUGGUUAUUAAUUCAUGCUUUUUAUAUACUGCCUUCUGGUAUUUUAAUAGAAUACAAAUUACUAAUCCUACUAAGUAGGCCCCUUGAAUAAAUAAUUCAAUAUAUAUUGUUCGUAAUAACAAUAUUAAAUGAAAUAAUAUUAAUUAACACAUGUAGUUUUGUAAAAUAUAUGAAUUUUUGAAAUGAACAUCAACCUUACUUCAAAACCAGAGUAUUACCUACUCCUGAUCAAUCAUUAAUUAUUUUCUUAGGAGUCCGAACCGCUCCAGGAUUGGGGAAGAAAGUAACCCUUCCAAAAUUUUGGGGGGGGGGGAAGAAACCCCUCUGGUAAUUAUAUACACCCCUGUAAAUUUCCUUUGAACGAAAUUUCGAGCUGCGAGCAGGCUAAUGCAUGUACGAUCAUAACAAGAUCCACAUGAGUAGACCCGUUCUCCUUGCUACUGUAAUUCCUUAACUGUACCCAUGCAUGUAUGAUCAUAACAAGAUCCAAUUAUUCCACUAUUCAUGCCAUCCAGUCACAAAUUGUUUAGACCUAUUUGUGGCGGUUUGCAAAGUGCCUAAAGAAAUAUACGUGCAUGAUCGAUAUUGAUGUCAAUGACAUAAACACUACAGUGCAAAUUCACGUAAUCGAAAAUUCACAAUGGCGUUGUGUGUAUAAGACAACGACAAUUUUCUCCUUCCAGUAGUUUUUGGCCAAUAUUAUAGUUGAACUACAGAUCUGCAAACAAGUUGUAACAAGGUUGUUGUCAAGCCGAUAUCAGGAUGUUCCCAUGUACUGCUUGUUCUUAGUUGUUGUGACAAGUCUGGAACAAGUUGUCAGGGCUGCAAAUUACUGUCGGACAUCGGACAAUGUCCGACUAAAUUUGGCAAAUGUCCGAGCAAAAGUAAUUUUGAUCGGACAUUGGUCCGAUCACAAAAAAAAUUGUCACAUACAUUUUUUUGCUGUCACAAAAUCCGAUUGCAAAUUCACUCAAUUUGCAUUUUGCAAUAAUAUUUAUGAGGCAUUAUAGCAUUUAACUUAACGUUGCAUCGGAAUAUCUAUACAUACUUUUCUCGUGACUUAUAUAUAUCUUGUGACGUAUACUGUAUAUGUCUGACCAAAUUUAGUGGUGUUGGUUUUUGUCCGACCAAAUUCAAGUUAUGUCCGACCAAAAUUAAAAGUGAUCGGACAAAUGUCCUGUCAAGUCAAAUAUUUAUUUGCAGCCCUGUGUUAUCAUCUUGUUACAAGUUAAGGUUGAUGACGGUAACAGACUUGCUGCAAGUUGUUCCAACAAGACUAUAGUGCCUUGUUGUCAUCAACUUGUUAACAGCUUGUUACGUGCAGACGACACCAGACUUGCUGGAACAACUUGUUGCGAGUCUGUUGGCCUCAUCAACAUUGUUGCAAGAUGAUAACAACUUGUUCCAGACUUGUCGACAACUGGGAAUGAGCAGUGCGAACACAACUUGUUAACAAGUUGUAAGAUUUUUACCCGUGUAACUAUCACAAGUCCUCUUAUUGAUUGAAACUGAAAAAUUAUGUGUUCUGACUUUGCGUCAAACUUUCUAGGUACGAGCUUCCUGGUAUUAAUGCAUUGAAUUUUGUGUUAAAAAAUUCUCUUGGAGGUGGUGGUGUAGCAUCAUUAAGAAGUGAUCCGCAGGUCAGUGUCAUAUUUGGAAUAUAGUGCAUAAAUAAAUGAAAGUAUGACAUAAAUCCGCCAUUGAAGGCUGUUACCAAAGGGUGCCAUACCAUAUUAAACAGAUAAACAAAUUAACAGGCCACAAAUUGAAACAAACAGGGUUAUGAUAUGCAAAUUUCUAACGAUAAAGACAAACGACAUGUUGAUACCGUUUUCGCUAUAUGAGAUCCUCAUUGAAAUUCUGGACUCAUGAAUGAAAUAUUUGAGUAAUUUGAAGCUGUUAAGAUUGUUCAUGUAUCGAGAAAGCUAUAUAAAAAAUUUAAUGACCGUCUUCCCUAUCACACACUCCGCGUCCACAACCACCGGAAUGCUAUACUCAGACGUGGAGUUGAAUUAUACGACAAAGUAAUAUUCGUAAGCAUCAUGGGAAUUGCGUUGGGCACACGCAAUAGGGGAAAGGGAUCACCACAGUAUAAAAGGUUCAGUUGACCUAACAAUAUAAUCUAGAUAAUAUGAUAUUUUUUCAGGUAGUUGUACUUCAUACAAAGGUUGCUGUUCAUUGUAUUAUUUGGCUUUUGUAACAGAUUUCUAUCAAAAAAUAAUAGAUAGAAGAUGCCAUUUUAACUGAAACGUUUGUAUUUCCAGGGUAAAGCAUUGGGUCAGAUGCUGCUGGAUUUCAAGAUAACAAAUGUUCCAGAUAUUACACCUUCCAAUGUCGAGCCUAACACAACUGUUUAAUUGUUUAAUGAACACGCACGGUGUCUAGGUUUUCUACUACAAAACAAGUCUUACCAGGGAAAUUGUAAAUGAAACUUUCCUAAACUUGGAAAUUCUAAAUGAAACUUUCCACGGUAUAGUACUAGACCAUUAAUAUAAGACCUUCCUGAGAAGAAACUUGAUUGUAUGGCUAUAGUAUUUAUGAGUAGAUGAAAGAGAAUUAUGAAAUUAAAAAGGCCUCUUUUAACAUAUAAACUAUAUGGGGGAGAGGCAAGUAUAUCUUUAGCUCAGAUUGGUUUAGUAUUCCGAAGACCAAAUCGUCGUCUACC
This is a messenger RNA of Paramuricea clavata, 24134 nucleotides long. The record is from the annotation of a GenBank genome assembly. Lineage: Eukaryota; Metazoa; Cnidaria; Anthozoa; Malacalcyonacea; Plexauridae.